CUAAUGCAUUCCAACAACACGGCACGACACAGUACGAAUGCUUUUAUUAGGGAGGGAAAGGCGAUCGUUGUGUGGUGGCCUGUUUGCUUCCCCGCCCACCGAUUGCCAAGGACACUGACUCUCAAGCACAAGCAGAAGAAGAAGAAGCUCCAAGCCCUCUUCUCCUCUGUCUCUCUCUGUCUCUCUCUGCAUCCCUCCUUCCUCCUUCCCUCUCCGGUCACUCUGCCUUUGCCAAGAAAAUAAGCUUCUCUCGGCCAAGCUCCUUGUGCUGGAUCUUAACCGAGCUGUCAAGAGCGUGCUGGUUGGCGUAGGAUCUUGUAACAUUCUGUCCGUAUCGAUUCGAGAAUAUGACGAUCGCUACAGCCGUUUUGACUGGGAAAAUGCCCAUUGAGGCUACUCCGGUUGGAAUUGUCUCUCAUCAGCGUGGUUUAAGCAUACGAAGACCUGGAAUUCCUACUGCAAUUUCAACUGUCCAAGGAAGGCAUUUCGAAACACCUGGAAAGAGUGCUCUUCACAAGAAGUUUGUGUGCUGUUCGGAGAAUUCAUGCCUCGGCGACAAGACGCGCUCUGCUUCUGCUAAGGAUCGUAACGAGAAUGAGGUGACGAUGUUCGCUAGACAGGCCUUCUACAAGGAAGUAAGCGCGCACAAGUGUGAUGACGCCGUCUCUCUCGUCAAGGAAAGGAUUCAUAUCAAGAACUCUUGGCAAAGAGGGUGCUCUGCUGAUUUCAGCCGAGGACCAGGCCUUCAUAUCUUUGAAUAGAGAGAAGGACAAUCUUGCUGUUCAAAACGAGAUUUCCCACCCUCUUGUCUCCUCGUCGUCAUCAAGGGCAAGAGGGAACGUCGAUCCCAAAGAUAUCAUGGUAGGAGAUUUGAGUAUUGGUGGAUGGAUGGAGAAAAUCGAUGCACUUGUAGCUGAAGUAGAAAAUCAUCUAGAUGGUGACAGACAUAGAUGGCGGCCGCUGCAAAUUUUGAAGGCAGUCAACGGCGUGCUGUACAAGGUGUUGGAUUUCAGUCGGGCAUCUUCAUCCAAUGAUCCCUUUCAAUCAUACAUGGAUCAUGCGUUGGCUUUUGGAUCGGGCACAGGGGUGCUUUUGGGCAUAAUCUACAUGGAGGUCUGCAGGAGAUUAGGUGUGAAGAUGGAAGGAGCGGCCGUGGACGAGUCCUUUCUUGUCUGGCCUCUUCUCGAUGAUUCUGCACAGAUGGUAUUUGAGCCUUGCAAAGGCGGGAAAAGUUGGAUGAUUGAAGAUUUUUCACAGUGGCGAUCAUCAACCUCGUCACAACAAAAUUCUAUCUCCUCCACCGUUGGACGUGUGUUGGACAUUUCGGUUGUUCGAACUUUGGAAUCUAAAUCCAACAGGGACAUCCUCGGCUUGAUUCUAAAGAGCUUGAAAAAUGUGUACUGGAGGAGGGCAGUCAAGUCGAGACCAGGUCUGACUCCUGAUUUGGCACUGCAGCCAUACAUGUCUAGGUCGAGCUGGGCAAUUAACAACGCAGGGCUUCCAGUUGGAGCUAUGCUUCGACCUGAGGAUCUUAGAUUGACUGUGAUGGCAUUAGAGCGAUUGGUUCAUUUGGAGCCUAGAAACUGGGCUUUACGGAAAGAAUAUGGCAUGGUUUUAUAUCACAGCCGACGAUAUGAUGAGGCCGUACUGGAAUUGAGUAUAUGCAUGGCACUAGCUCCGCUGCCUGAGGAAGAGCUUUUGCAGCCAUUUGUGGAGCGUCUACAUUUGAUGCGGAUGGAGUCUACUUGGAAUAUUUUCAGUUCCUCAAGUUCUCCUUCAGCAUUCGUAUAGAUGGGUAUAAUUUUGCAGCAUUCUGACCAUUUCUAGCCUUCGUGGCCCGAACAAUUAUGCAGGCCGCAUAACAAUCUUAUGACUCACUUUUAAGUUAUAAGAGAGCGAAUACGAUUAAUUUUGUAGAUUUUGCGAUAACGUUUGAACCUAGACAAGAUUAAGGAGGAUGUUUGUGCAAUGGUUACUUUCCAGCAUACUGCAGCAAUGCUGGUGUACAGAUUCUUUUAUAUGGCAUAUAUGUACAUACACUCUGAAAGUGGCAGAUCUAAAAAGCUGCUCAAAUCAUGCAUUCGUUAUUAUUGCAAUACGAUUAGAUUUUCAAAGUGGAUGUGAAAUUAUUUCUU
This is a messenger RNA of Physcomitrium patens, 2135 nucleotides long. NCBI's taxonomy places the organism in Eukaryota, Viridiplantae, Streptophyta, Bryopsida, Funariales, Funariaceae. The record is from RefSeq and is a predicted model, not a curated record.